Cucurbita moschata (crookneck pumpkin) is the source of this 1614-nucleotide messenger RNA. RefSeq lists its product as uncharacterized. The transcript is spliced from 14 exons. NCBI's taxonomy places the organism in Eukaryota, Viridiplantae, Streptophyta, Magnoliopsida, Cucurbitales, Cucurbitaceae. Bases 478 to 1401 code for a protein of 307 amino acids. The record is from RefSeq and is a predicted model, not a curated record.
GGGAAAUAAUUAAUUCUCAAUUAGCACCAUUUGAUUUUUCGAGGGUUCACAGAUUUCCUUCUUGGCUAAUAGGGUUGUUACGUUCCGACUUGCAAGAGCUCGUCGAUUACUUGGCUGAAAUUUUGCCACCGGCCGAUGCUCUUCGUCGUCCACCGACCACAAUCCGCCGUCACUUCACUGUCCGAGCUUCGGUUUUCACGAACGUUCUGAUGCUUUGCUACUACUGAGCCGUGUAGCCGCCACUGCAGUACCACUCUCAUUCACACAUCCUGCCACUGCCAUGGCGAUUCCUUUUGGGAAGAUCACCAUUCUCGUUGGAGCUGGUUCACACACAGUAUUGUUGGCUCUGUUCUGGCAAAAGAAGGACACCUGCCAUAUGUAUCGGAUUUUGUCUCAGGUGCCUUUAAGAUUGCUCUAAAGCGUAUCCGCCGUGAUGACUCUAGCACUUCAAAAAGCAAACCACGUAAUGACUCUUUAAUGGCUCAGGUAAAAAGCUUACGUGAGGAACUGGAAAUGUUAGCAUCAAAUCGUCAGAUGACAAUUGUGACUACUGGCGGGAGAGGGGGUAGGAAAUAUGGUGUAAUCAUUCUUGUAGUUGUAGUAGGAUAUGGGAUCGUUUGGAUGAAGGGAUGGAAACUUCCUGAUAUGAUGUUUGCUACAAAGCGUAGUCUAUCUGAUGCUUGCAGUUCCGUUGCUAGGCAGCUCGAGAAUGUUUACUCAUCCAUUGCGGCUACAAAACGGAAUUUAUCUUCAAAAAUGGACCACGUCGACAAAAGUUUGGAUGAGUCUUUGGAUCUCACUGCUGAUACACAAGAACAGGUUUCAGAACUUCGAGGUAGAUCAGAUACUUUUGGCAGGGAUAUUAAAUCCGUUCAUCAUGCAGUCCAGACUUUGGAAAAUAAACUAUGGAGUUUUGAAGAAAAGCAGGAACUAACGAAUGAAGGUGUUAAGAGAUUGUGUAAUUAUGCUUGGAACAUGGAGAAUCGCAGGACUGCAGAACGUACUCAGGCAAUUCCUUCUAGUUCCUCCAGGCAAGCUCCUGAACUCCCUCUAACAACUCCUUCACCAAAGCAGAAUCGGUCGUUGCGGGUUGGUUUUUCACCAGAUCCGCCGUCUCCUUCCGAGUACAAUGCUUCUUCUAACCAGUCUCAGGUUCAACCUCAACGGCGAUCCCCCCAAAAUAAUGUCUCAGACCCCGGCUUGAUGAUGUUAGAAGGAACUACCAAUUUGAACGCGCCGUCAAGCAUCAGCCUGGAUACAAUGUCAAAUGGAACUGGUACAUUCAAUUCCACCAAAAGCGAGGCCGGGACUUCUGGUCUUUCUGGACUUGGCUUUCUCACCAGGACUAGAAGUGCAAUGACUGCAGUAUUCCGGCAGUCUCGCCCAAGUGUUCAAUCUUGAGGAACCCUUAUUUUUGUAGAAUUAUCUAUCGACACUACCGGCAGCCUGAGGACUUGUUAUAUAGCUAAAGCUGGCAGUGCCCAACCCAGGAGGUGAAGAAGAUAUCGUAUAGUUUCUGGUGGGUACGGAAUUUUGUAGUUAUUAUUAUAAAGCUCCUUUUCUUAUUCUUCUUUGUUCUAGGUAUCAGUGUGGUUAUUCUUUUUUUUUUUUUUU